This is a messenger RNA of Thlaspi arvense, 1578 nucleotides long. Lineage: Eukaryota; Viridiplantae; Streptophyta; Magnoliopsida; Brassicales; Brassicaceae. The record is from the annotation of a GenBank genome assembly.
AUGAUCGAAAAUUCGUCUCUCUCAAUGGCUUCGUACACUCCCAAGAACAUUCUCAUCACCGGCGCUGCUGGUUUCAUUGCAUCCCAUGUCGCCAACAGGCUCAUACGGAGCUACCCUGAUUACAAAAUUGUUGUGCUUGACAAGCUCGAUUACUGCUCCAACCUCAAGAACCUGAAUCCGUCGAAACAGUCUCCCAAUUUCAAGUUUGUGAAAGGUGACAUUGCAAGUGCUGAUCUUGUGAACCAUCUCCUCAUCACGGAAGGCAUCGACACCAUCAUGCACUUCGCUGCUCAGACGCACGUCGACAAUUCGUUCGGCAACAGUUUCGAGUUCACCAAGAACAACAUCUAUGGAACCCAUGUGCUUCUCGAGGCCUGUAAAGUCACUGGUCAGAUCAGGAGGUUCAUCCAUGUGAGCACCGAUGAAGUCUAUGGUGAAACCGAUGAGGAUGCUCUUCUCAAGAAGUUGGGAUGGUCAGAGAGGACCACGUGGGAAGAAGGUUUGAAGAAAACUAUGGACUGGUACACACAGAACCCGGAGUGGUGGGGUGAUGUCUCUGGAGCAUUGCUUCCUCAUCCAAGGAUGCUGAUGAUGCCUGGUGGGCGACACUUUGAUGGAUCCGAGGACAAUUCUUUGGCAGCUACUUUAUCCGAGAAACCGAGUCAGAGCCACAUGGUGGUUCCAAGCCCAAGGAGCAGCAGCACACCACAGAAGCCUUCUCUGAAGUUCUUGAUUUACGGGAAGACAGGAUGGAUCGGUGGUCUGCUUGGAAAGCUAUGUGAGAAGCAAGGGAUUGCUUACGAGUACGGGAAAGGAAGGUUGGAGGAUCGAUCGUCUCUCUUGCAGGAUAUUCAGAGUGUUAAGCCAACCCAUGUUUUCAAUUCCGCUGGUGUGACCGGGAGACCCAAUGUUGACUGGUGUGAGUCACACAAGACCGAGACUAUCCGUGCCAACGUUGCUGGAACCUUGACUCUAGCUGAUGUCUGCAGAGAGCAUGGCCUCCUGAUGAUGAAUUUCGCUACUGGCUGUAUAUUCGAAUAUGACGAGAAGCAUCCGGAAGGUUCGGGAAUUGGCUUCAAAGAGGAGGACACUCCCAACUUCACCGGCUCUUUCUACUCAAAAACCAAAGCCAUGGUCGAGGAGCUGCUAAAGGAGUUUGACAACGUAUGCACAUUGAGGGUAAGGAUGCCGAUUUCUUCAGAUCUAAGCAACCCGCGCAACUUCAUCACCAAGAUCUCAAGGUACAACAAAGUAGUGAACAUCCCAAACAGCAUGACGGUGUUGGACGAGCUUUUACCAAUCUCCAUCGAGAUGGCGAAGAGAAACUUGAAAGGAAUCUGGAACUUCACGAACCCAGGUGUGGUGAGUCACAACGAGAUCCUAGAGAUGUACAGAGACUACAUCAACCCUGAGUUCAAAUGGGCAAACUUUACACUAGAGGAGCAAGCUAAAGUCAUUGUGGCUCCAAGAAGCAACAACGAGAUGGAUGCUUCUAAGCUCAAGAAAGAGUUCCCUGAGCUACUCUCCAUCAAGGAGUCUUUGAUUAAGUAUGCAUUCGAGCCAAACAAGAAAACCUGA